AUUCGUUUUAAGCAAUUCAGUGGGUCUGCGAAACUACAUUCAGAUUGCAAGCUCACAAAUGGAGUUCAUGCAAAAAUCUCCGUGGUGGGUCGCGACCCUGCUGUCAAUUUCUUUCCUCGCUGAUUGUUAUCAGUCUUUUAAUCAUCGUGGUUAUAGUUAUAAAGAUGUCAGUCAGGCCCAAUCCUUUAAACCGAGUGCAGAGCCAACCAGUCCUCCUAGCCCGAGAACAGUCCUCGUGAAGUGCCACGAAGAUUCUCUUGAAGUCGUGGUGAAUGCUGACCUAUUUGACUUAGGCAUUCUGGUGGACGGCAGCGAUUUGCACCUAGGUUUCAAUCAAAUGGGUAGCAACGGCGUUGAAGAUCCUUGCAGUGCGGUUCCAACGGGGGAGGCAGAGUUCAUCAUCUUUGCCCAGUUGACCGCAUGUGGAACCAAACUCGCAUUUAUGGAGACUGAGCUGGUUUAUUCCAAUAUUCUCAGCUAUUCGCCUGCACCCUCUUCUGGUGUCGUCAGAUUUGAUUCGGCUGUGAUUCCCAUCGAAUGCCACUACGGAAGGAGGUAUGCUGUUGACAGUGCUGCCCUGGCUCCCACCUGGAUCCCCUUUGCCUCAACAGUGACUGCUGAGGACCAUCUGCAAUUCAGCCUCCGCCUCAUAACGGAUGACUGGCGCUCUGAAAGGGGAUCAAAUGCCUACUUUCUGGGUGAAACCAUACACCUGGAGGCAGCUGUCACCAUGGGCAACCACAUGCCCCUCCGUGUGUAUGUGGACCAUUGUGUGGCCACGGCAACUCCUGACGCAGACUCAAACCCUAGACACAACUUCAUAGAGUACUACGGAUGCCUCACUGAUGCCCAGCUGACCGGCUCUAAUUCACGGUACAUGCCCAGGGUCCAGGAUGACAAGCUGCAUAUCAUGCUGGACGCCUUCAGAUUCUACCAGGAGGAUUCCAAUAUGAUCUUCAUCACCUGCCAUCUGAAAGCUGUCCCUGCCAUGUUUUAUGGGAAAUCAAGGAGUCGAGCGUGCUCCUUCAUUGAGAACAGCUGGAGGUCAGCAGAUGGGAACGACCAGGUCUGUAUAAGUUGUGUAGUCUCCAAACGCUUUGCGGAGCCUACUGCCCCCAUGACCAGAACCAACACCAAGACUACUACUCCAGAACCAAAUUCAUCCAGCUUCCGCAUUCGCCCAGGCCAGCGCACAGAGCAGCUCCAAAAGGUUGAGCACAGAUCCAAAAAGCCUUACUCUGGUGCCUGGAAGAGGGGAACGGACACAACAGAAGAGUGGAGCAAGACUACCAUCUUGGGGCCCCUGAUUGUUGUCCCUAAUCAGGAAGUUAUCAGCUUGGCAACGGACUCCACGACACUCCGCUCAAAAUUGACACCGGGUGAGACCUUAGACUCGGCGGCAGUCCAUCCCAAAGAGCUGCAGGAGGCUACAACAGACAUCUCCAUGGGCACCGGUGGUACUUGCAGAAGUGAAGGCAGGAAAUGCACUGUUUCUGAAUGAGGCACUGCUGUGAACACUGAGUCUUUCCAGUCACACAAGAUGGCAUCUCACUGGAUUGAAGGGUGCUGUGCAGGAAGUCUACUGUGGAACUUGAAUGAAAUUCACUCUAUGAUGGCGAUUGACCAACCCUUGGCUUAAACCACUAACCAAGUUCUUGGUCCUUUUAAAGAAUUGUGAAUUCAAAUUGUUUUGAAUGUUGCUCAUCUGCUGUUCCAUUUCACAUGGCCAAUGCAAAUAAAAACGUUACACCCGUA
Oncorhynchus gorbuscha (pink salmon) is the source of this 1755-nucleotide messenger RNA. Its product is annotated as zona pellucida sperm-binding protein 3-like. Bases 59 to 1501 code for a protein of 480 amino acids. Gene Ontology annotation, molecular function: acrosin binding. The record is from RefSeq and is a predicted model, not a curated record. The transcript has 8 exons. NCBI's taxonomy places the organism in Eukaryota, Metazoa, Chordata, Actinopteri, Salmoniformes, Salmonidae. Gene Ontology annotation, biological process: positive regulation of acrosome reaction; binding of sperm to zona pellucida; egg coat formation. Gene Ontology annotation, cellular component: extracellular matrix.